AUGGCCAGCCUAUCGCUCCCUCCCAAAGCCCCUGCGGUCUAUCUUUGGGAAGCGCAGCACGGCAGUGACUCUGACCUCCUGGUGAUAGAUGAGGACUCCUGGGACAGCUCCGUGGGCCACAACGAGGAGUUUUUGCCCACAAAAGCAUCAGGCAGCGGGCUGUCCUCCCCUCGCCGGCGGCCCGUCGUGGCUCAGCCGGCCUCGAAGAUCCACCUCCACCAGAGCAGUGCCUCUCCCACCGCCCCCCUACAGCCCAACCCCCCCAAACCGCCAGCACCCCACGCCUCCGCCACUCCAGAACCCCACCUACCUCCCACUACAGAACCUGGCGUGGGACAGGCGCCUUCACGGGGCCGAGGGCCGCCCGAGAGCCGGAGAAGAGCUGUGGACGGAAGGCACCAGAAGAGGGGACGGAGGAACGGGAAUGGCGACGUGCUGGAGCAAGCGCCCGCGUCCGCCGAGACGAGGAAGAGGAGAAAAGGUGUCGAGGGCGAGGGUAUUGGAGAGAGGGUGGCCGGGGAGGAGAUGCCGACUUCCCUGUCCCCCCCUGCAGGGCCCGAGGGAGAGGAAGGGCCCCCGAGGGCCCCGCGGGGGGGGGCUGACGAGGAGACGCGGUGCCCGCUCUGCGACAAGACCUUCCCCCUCCGCGAGCAGCUGACGACGCACCUGGAGCUCCACGCGCUGCGCUACCGCUGCCUGCCCUGCGAGAGGCGCUUCGGCAGCAAGUCGGGGUACUACCAGCACCAGCGGGUGCACCGGAGGGGGCGGGCGUUCCGCUGCGCCCUCUGCCCCGUGAGCUUCUACACCAAGAGCCACCUGGCGGUCCACGGCCGCCUGCACUCGGGGGAGCGGCCGUUCCCCUGCGCGCUGUGCCCCAAGCGCUUCUUCACCGCCAGCUGCAUCAAGCGCCACACGCUGAGCCACAACGGGGUCAAGCCCCACCGGUGCCCCCGGUGCGGCAAGGACUUCUCCCAGAACGGGAACCUGAAGAAGCACAUGGCCACUCACCAGCUGCCGAGGUGA
Gadus morhua (Atlantic cod) is the source of this 1023-nucleotide messenger RNA. RefSeq names its product zinc finger protein 768-like. Gene Ontology annotation, biological process: regulation of gene expression. Bases 1 to 1023 code for a protein of 340 amino acids. The transcript has 2 exons. Gene Ontology annotation, cellular component: nucleus. The record is from RefSeq and is a predicted model, not a curated record. NCBI's taxonomy places the organism in Eukaryota, Metazoa, Chordata, Actinopteri, Gadiformes, Gadidae.